Molecule: messenger RNA, 6436 nt
Organism: Blastomyces gilchristii SLH14081
Lineage: Eukaryota; Fungi; Ascomycota; Eurotiomycetes; Onygenales; Ajellomycetaceae
Product: beta-lactamase
Exons: 2
Coding region: 1615-2448 (277 amino acids)
Source: RefSeq, a predicted model, not a curated record
GAAUCAUCUCAAGUGCCUGUGUGUCUCUGGAUUGAGGCACUUCAACAGAGGCAAGCAGCAUAUGAAAUUCAUCUCGUUGACGAGAUUCAGGCGGUGAUGCGCGCGAACUGUUGGCACUUGACGGUCAACAAAUAGUAGUCAAUCGCGAUCCACCAUCGAAAACGCCUUGGGCAGUCGCCGCCGUGUGUCCCCACCGCCUGGCAGAGGCCAGCCAAGAAUUGGGGGCCUCAGGUUGCCCCAUUUUGGCUCAUUAUUCGAUCGUAGUUUUAGCGUCCAGGAACUGUGUGCUGGGCUUGAAGGAAGAUGUGCAUUCUUGGGAUAUUUACUCUCAGGUCCGUCCAUUCACGAAUGAUGUCUUGGCUAUUGUCAGGACGAGAACAACCAAUAAUUCAUGCUCAACAUCAACAAUUGUCUUCCUCUUCCUCUUUCUCCUCCUUCCCGUCGCCCUUGUGCUCGGUUGUUGAUGUGGAAGAAGGUCGCCGAAUGUGUUGCUUUGUCAUCAAACCUAACGUUUCAGCCUCCUCCCGGCAGCAAAAAUACGAUGAACAACAUCUUCCAUCGCAUCCGGAUAAACGAGUGCAGUCCUCACCGGUCCGGCGCUUGUUCACAAUAGUUCCUCCUUCGCCCGCCCUAGAUAUCAAAAUGAGGCUCAAUCCGGGGUCCGGAGGAUUUGGCAGCAGCCAAUCAGCCGCUUGCUCUCGCUGGAAAACCCCCUUUUGCUCGGCGAAGGGCACUGGGUUCUAGAAUCCCUCUGCGGAGCCUUGUGCAGAGGGUAAAAUGAGCUCUGGCCAGAAUACGAAGAUAAUUGCCAAUAACAGUUGACUAUUCGAUCUGCUGCCAGAAUUAUGCAAGGGAAGCGUGUUGAGCACUUCGUGAUUGUGGACCAGGUUGAGGCUGAAAUUCUGCAUCCUUGAAGCACUACUGGCCUUGCAUUCCAAGAAUCUAUCAAAGAUAUUUUCGAUAUUGUUUUGCGCGCUCGCUGUGCCUCUUAGAAAUUCUGUUAAUUCCCACGAGGUUUCAAUGAUCCGCAGAGAGAGUUUGGAGGGCGGGCAAACCAGCAUCUCUAGUUUCCGAACGGGAAUUUAGAGUAAGAGAAGUAGCCAAUUUGAUAUGGUCAUUGGGUCUCGCACCGUCGCACGCUCUCUGGGCCCAAUGGAAAGGGCAAGCACUUUUCCCUGCCAUUGUGGCGGACUGGCGCCAAUUGCAGCUAGCCUUGAUCAACACACCAUCGCAUCCACUCGCAGUCCCACAUUUUUAUCGUCUGGGGAGGGAUCAAAUGAAUGUAAGGGUACAUACGAACAGAAGGCAGAUUUCCAGCGCUUCGCUUCGUUUUACAGGGGCGCAGUGACAGCGAAUUCAAUUGAGACAACUCUUCGGCAAAGGCAUUUCCGAGGAAUUCUAUUCCCCCUUGCCAAAAUUCAUAUAAGAAUGGCGCUGCCUUGCGAAAACAGCAUCUCCAUGUCCAUACGUUGGCCACCUACCCACACUCUUUUAUCCUGUACUUUCGUUUCCACAGUCGCUCAUUCGGUCUUUACCUACUAAGUUUAUUCGUCUUUACUAUCGCAGUUAUCACCUGCCUGACGUUGUCUACGUGACACUCAAGAGCCCAGCACCAUGCCUUCUGUAAUGAAACUGGCACUCACCGGAGCCGUUGCGCUCCUAUCCGCCCUUCAGGUCAACGCCGCCGCUUGGGAAGCCCGCCAUGGUAUGACUCGUGAUCAAUUCCAAAAGAGCUUCGAUGUUCUCGAGGCCAGGAACUACAGCCUUGCCGAGGUCAGCGGAUACACCCUGAACGAUAUCCCCCUCUUUGCUGGCAUUUUCGAGAAGCACGAAAAGAAGCCUACUUUCGCCGCCAGGGGCGAAAUCGAUGCCAAAGAUUACCCUGACCUGUUCUGGAAGCUCCGUGGUGAGGGUUAUCGACCCACUGUCAUCGAUGGCUACACCGUCAAAGGAAGCGCCAGAUUCACUACCAUUUGGGACAAGGCGUCCAAGGAUCCCUGGGAACAGAGGAUCGGCAUGUCUGCCGAGGGAUUCCAAAAACUUUUCGACGAGUUCCUUAAGGAAGGAUAUCGUCUGACCUAUGUUAGCGGCUACGCUGAAGGAAAGGAGGCCCGCUAUGCCGCGAUCUGGGAGAAGACCAACAAAAAGACCGAGUGGGUUGCUCGUUUCGGCCUCACCAGCAAGCGAUAUCAGGAGGAAUUCGACAAGAACUUGAAGAAGGGCCUCCGACCAGUCCAGGUCAACGGUUACUCCGUCGACGGCAAGACUUACUUCGCUGCCAUCUGGGAGAAAUCCAACUCUGUCUUCGUAGCCAGACAUGGCAUGACUGCCCGGAGAUACCAGCAGACUUUCGACGAUUUGGUCAAGAGGGGCUACACCCUUUCCGUUGUCAGCGGUUAUGAGGAGCGUGGCUGCAUCAAGUACGCCGCUAUCUGGAACAAAGAUUAGAUUCGGCCAAUGUUUCCGCUUCAGGGAAAACGUGUUCGAGGGUCCGUAGGUAUCUUAGGACCGGGCAGAACGGGUUGCAUGAGCCUGAUAGCGCUGUUAUCCUAUCACAAUUAGUUUAUAGAUUUGAGGGAUCGAGGGAACUAUUUUAUCUUUAUUCACCUGCACUUUUAUUAAUGAAUGUACUAUUUUGCACGAGUCUCCACACCAGCAAUAUUAUAUUUAAUGUGUGCUUCGUCACCAAGUACUUUGCACUUUCGAAACUUCCUAUUUUUCUUAAAAUUAUGGCUAAUUAUAUUACUUAUUAAGAAACUGGUUCUGCCUGUGAUUAUCUACUUGGCAUUAAUUUUUGAACUUCACCUCAGGGCUAUGAAUGAACUUUUGGCAUGGCUUUGGACCCCGGUUAUGGCCGCUUUGAGGCGCUCUUUGGUUGUGGCACCAAGUACGCGUCGCCAGGAACGUACUCCGUACAGAGUACACUGCUGAUGAAAGCCAAGAGAGAAGCACUAAACAUGGAACAAUAAUAAUCGGUGAACCGAAGGACAAUCAAUCUGGAGUAUUAGGUGUGCAGAUAUUACACAAAACGGGCACCACCGCCACCACCACAUCGCCUAUAUCCUGAGGCUCUCACUCACUCAGAACCCGAAAAGGUUUUCAUCCUCUUUAUACCCCCAGUCUUUCAAAUUUGGUAGCGCUGCCAUCUUAAUUAACCCAGGCGGUCCACACAGAAGGGCGACGUUCCCUUCCUCAGGCCUAAACCCAUAUUUCCGGAUAAUAUCCUUAUUCACCAACCCCUUGAUCCUCCCCUCCGUCAACUCUUGCUGCGGAUUUGAAAGAACAUGCACUAUUUGAAACUGCUUCGGGUGCUGUUUCGCAAAUUCACCAAGCUCAUCCACUAACAAUAUGUCAUCCUCUGUUUUGUUCGCGUCUAUUACUCUGAGGCGGGUUGGGUCCUUUGAACCGCCAGGCACCAUAUCUGAGAGGAGAAUAUGCGCUAUGAGCUGGUAUCCGGGUGUAAUGCCAGACCCGCCAAGGAUUAGCGUGACGUUUUGAAAUUUGAGCCUCUUGCCGUCAAUCACGAAGUGGCCUUGGCCUUCAUAUUCAAUUACACCUGCGGGGCCUUUGACUUCGACUUCUUCGUCUACACGCAAACAGUCCAGCACGUUGCUCAUCGUGCCGCCCGGCUGCUUAGAGCUUGGGAAAUAUGUCUUUACGGCGAGCUUAAAGGUGCCAUCUGCUUCGCUUUCGAAUAUGGGUCGUACAGGUGUGUAGGGUCGAAUUACCAGCCUGUCAGCAAAGUGGAAUCCCAGCUGAAUGUGCUGGCAAGUCUUGAGGCCAAGUCCUUUUGUGCCUGGUGGGAGAGCAAAGGUAUAAAGUUGGGUGUCUUCAGAAAGUCGUUCUUUCUUGCGGAGGCGGACCUGGGUCCAUCUGAUUAUUGUGAAUAAGCCCGUUAGCUAAUUAUCUUUAUGGGACAAUAUCGUUUAGGAGAGGUUCAUUACUUGUGACGCUGGAUCCCAGAGCCAGAACUAGUCGAGUUGGCCGUCACCCUUGCUUUCGCGCUCUCUUCAGCUUGUUUCUUUAUAUAUUCUUUCGUCUUAUCAGUUACAACACCAAGCACGCAUUCUGUUUGUUGUGUUAGCGAUGCACAUUUACGAGGGCAGUGGCAUCUGUGCCGCAAUAUCCUCUCCAAACGUUGGACUCUACAGGAUGUGCAUACCGCUCAAUUUCUGCUGGGCAUAAUCAUCAUGGAUGCUGUCAAAUUCCUCUGUGGUCUCCGCAUGAACCCUCCCGGCAUGUGCCAUAAUGGCAGCUUGGCCGCCCGGGUGCCAGCCGAGCACGCUCGUGGCAUCGUAAACUUUAUUGUUGAUGACGAUCCAACAGUCUGAUUCCGAGUCAUGCUUUUCAAUCUCUUCGCGAGUAAACUGCUUCUGUGGAGCGGCCACUUCAUGUCGGAUCUCAUCAAUCUGCUCCGGCUUCAUCCAGCCCCCUUCACCCGACCCUGGUUCUGUAGGGUGCCGGAAGGUGAUCAAUAGAUCACCAGAUUUGGGGUCCUCGACGACGAUAUUUCUACGGACGGUGUACCAGCAGUUGUUCAUCAUACUAAAUUCGCGAGGCAUCAUUAGUUACAUGUCUUGCAUAGUUCUACGCAAGGUGUACCAACCCCAAUAAAUUCCAGUUCAGCCUUUCCGAUUGGCAAUUUUUGAAGACGUCGAAACAUCGGACUGUGAUACCACUUGCUUGGGCUAAGUGUGCAAUGUCGACAUCCACAGACCAGUGAACCCAAGUCCAGAACUUUUUGCCAUGGCGAAUUGGUGCGUCCGGAAACUGAGCGACGAUAAUGAUUUUAAUCAGUAAUUCCCCCGUGUCAUGGCUUCCACUGGUUUGCAGACUGAAAAUGAUGGCAAGCAUGGAUGUACUCACCCUACGGAUACAAUAAAGCCAGUUUUUACCUUCGUCUAGACUAACCUCAACACGCUGAACCUCGUGGCCUCCUCCAGCAUAUGCAUACCCUUCAACCCUAUAUUCCUUCCGUUUUAUAUUGUUCUCUGAGACUAGAUCCAGUGUCUCUCCAUGGGCAGGUUUAACAAUCACAGAAUUCAGGCUUUGUUCGUUACACGCAGUGCUGGGGUUGGAAAACAUCGCCUUCGCAAAUUCUGAAUCCAUUUCAGUGAUAAAAUCAGGCACCACGCGAUUGUCGAACACAUGGUAAUAACUAUCAUUUGGCUUGUCAGACGUCCAGAUGCGCGAUAGCCAUUUCACACAUCUUCCACCGACAUAGCCAGGAAUAAUGACGCGCACAGGAUACCCAUGAUCCGGUGGUAGUGCUUUAUCAUUCAUCUCAUACGCAAGAAUAACAUCGUUAUUCGGAUCCAUGGCAUAAUCCAGCGGGAUACAUGUUGCAUACUUGCCCUCGUUGGGUUGAUCUGCCCCUUCGAAGUUGACCCAAGUCCGCCGUUGUGAAGCCUCCGGUGAUAACCCUGCUGCAAGGAGGACAUCUCGAAGCAGCGGUCCUUUCCAAUACGCACACCCACAAGCGCCAGGUCCCCAGUUGAACCCUUUUGACCUUUUGGUCAUGUUCACUUCCUUCCGUCUAUUGCCGUCACAUGCAAUAAGAACGGGAAUAUUAAUGGCAUCAAAUUCGUCCUUCAGCUCUUCCAUGGUCAACACUAGCUUCCCAUUUUCGACUUCAAGUCGAUGAGUUUGCCAGCGCAAAUGAGGGACAGAGCCGUGGUUUCGUACGAAAUGGAUUUUAUUCGGGGUAAUGAGACCGGCGUCGUAAAGCGUGUUCAGUGGCGGUUCGGAGUUGAAUGGGUGCUUGCCCGUGAGGCGAAUGAGGGUGUCACUUCUCGGAAUCCAGUUAUCCGGAGUAAACUGAUCAGCCUCAUCUAUGCAAAAUUGUCUCUGAUCUUCAUAAUGGGCCAUCGGAGACUUCCCCUUGCCGUCGUUCCUUUUGAGAGAAUGCAUGUACUUGUUCUCGUGCCGCAAAGCGCGCAAAAGUGCAAUCUCUUGCGCAGAGUACUUUUGCUUCAAACCAUCACCCUUUCCUGCUCCUGAUUCCUUCUCGACAGCUUGUUCACUUUCGUUCUGUUUAUCUUGUGGUUCCCUGGAAGCAUAGGCGUCUUUCUGGGUGGCAUUCUGUCCACGUUCCCGUCGCCAUUCAUGCUCCUUCUUUAACUGUUCCUCCUCUCCCUGUGUCUUUUUGCGCUCUUCUUCCUCCUUCUGCCUCUUCUGAAUAUUUGCAGGCCAGUCUUGUUGAUUCUUGAUAAAGUCUUCCGUUGUAUGUAACACAUACCGCCACCCCUUUGAAAAAACUUCAGGUCUUUCCAGAUGGAAGUCCUAUGAUCGCCGCAUGGUUCGAGCACAUCAUAUUAGUGGAAUCUAGAUCAAAGAAGUCGGAGUAAACAAAACACAACCUAAACAAAUCGUCCUUCAAUUUGACCCGAGAAAAAGGAAGGAGUAUAGUAUACUUCCUGCUUCGUCAUAACAUCCC